This is a messenger RNA of Necator americanus (New World hookworm), 1191 nucleotides long. RefSeq lists its product as uncharacterized. The record is from RefSeq and is a predicted model, not a curated record. Lineage: Eukaryota; Metazoa; Nematoda; Chromadorea; Rhabditida; Ancylostomatidae. The transcript is spliced from 3 exons. The coding region runs from base 1 to 1191 and encodes 396 amino acids.
AUGGCGAAAGCUUCCCAUACAAUGCAAAAAGGUGCUGUCGUCCAGCACACCGCCAAAGCCAAUAACCUGAAAGGUCAACUGCCUGAAGGGAGCAUGGAAUCUUUGGCAACAACCAUUCGUUUCGUCACGCUGAACUGCCGAACACUAUCGAGUGAACUCCAACGAGCCGCUCUAUCCAGACUUCUGCGAGAUCUCUGUGUGCCUUUUGCUGCACUGCAGGAAACACACAUGAGAGAUCGGCCCGUCAUCAGCAUCGAAAAUUACACUAUAUACUGCGGCGAUGCUGAUGAGAACAGAGUAGGUGGCUGCGCGAUAGCUGUGAGGAACAAUUACCAGAACCUGGUGGAGGAAUUCGGCUCAACGUCGUCUAGAUGCGCCUUUCUACGACUGCAGGAUCGCGGAGGACGUAAACUCUGGAUCGUAAGUGCUCACGCACCUACGGAAACCGCUGAGGACAACAGUAAGGACAGCUUCUAUGAUGAACUCAAUGCGUGGUCAUUGUCGCAAUCGACGCAAAUGCGAAGAUGGGACUCGAACAGCAAUCCGAUGUGCUUGGAAAAUGCUCGACUACGUUCUGGCGAGGACUCUGACCACCGUCCAGUUCUUCUCAGCUUCAAGAUACGGUUCCACAAGAGAAAUCGAGGAGUUCCUCUUCAACCGAAAAUCGACAUGGCAGGUCUGAAAGACGAUGAAUGCAGAAGAAAAUUCCGCCAACGACGCUGCAAGGGAAACGCUUCCGGUUCUGUUGCCGCGGAAAAAGUUUGCCUUGCAUCUGUGAAAACAAAAUCCACAUACAAUUCUGUAUGUGUCGCGUGCAGCGCUGGUGACUUCAACCAGGAAAAGCGUCUCAGAAGGAAGCUGCGUCGUCAACUGCAACAAGACCGCGAUAACGAGUGGACGUCAAGAGCGAUGGAGUUUGAGAAGACGUGGGAGGACAGGAACCCGCGGAAAGCCUACGCUCUACUAAAACAGUAUAGCGGCAAAAUGAAAAGAUGUUCCCAUGUCCUCAACACUGCUAAUGGGGUAGCUGUCGGUGAAGCAACCCUUCCAAUUUGGAAGGAACACUUCAAGACCUUGCUGAACCGACUAGCACCGUCAGCUCCUGAACUCGAACAGUUCAUAGACCGACAUAUGCGGUUAACGAGGAGCCACCGACCGAGUCGGAGGUCGUGGUCUGUAUUCAGAAAAUGA